UGUAAAAUCAAUAAUAUAUGAAUCACAUUUGAGAAAAAUACUGAACAAAAUACAUUUAUAUAAAUAAGCUUUGUAGUUUUGUCUUGACUUUAAAAUGAUCAAAAUGAUGACGUGUUUUUAUAAAAAAAAAUUACUAAUAAUUGUUUUUCAAUCCACAGGAAACUGCAGGCGGAAGUGACUCAUACAAUAUAAAUACUAUCAGCAUAUCAGUUCAUCUGUGUCUCCAUAUGAGAAAAGGAAAAUGUCAUCCACCCAUGUGAUGUCCAACCUGACAGUGGAGUGGGUUGACAUUCUGAGGAGGUGGCACCUUCAAUAUUUUUUCAUCCCAACUGCCUUCGUCACCUUCAUCACCUUGCUAGUUGAUCCCCUCCUCCUGACGUGCAUCUUUCGGUCCCGUGCUCUCCGUCAGGAGACACGUUACCUGCUGGUGGCCAACACUCUAAUGGCAGACAUGCUCUUCCUCAUCCUUAACCUGGCCACCAUACUGUGCAAUGUUCUGACAGCACAGUUACCCUGGAUUGUGUGUGGACUGGUCACAGCUGUCACUGUCACUGCCUACUGCUGUGCCAUCCUCACUGUCACCCUGAUGGUGGUGGACACCUACACCGCUGUCCGCUGGCCCCUCCAUUACCAUGAUCUCCUUCCUCCUGCCCGUACCCACUGUAUACUGGCAGGAGUGUGGCUGCUGGCAGCUUUGUACCCUUUUACCCUGGUGAUAAUGAUGAAGCAGAGGGACAGUUUCAACGAGACGCUACCGGUUUGCCUGGCCCUGGUCUCCCUCGGCCUCAUUCAAAUUGAGAUAGUUGGGAUCCACAUCUACUUCUUUGUUGCCGCGAUGAUUUGCGCCAUGCUUAUUUUUUACUGCUACAUUCGACUCUACAUGGUGACAAGGACUCAGGGCAUCUGGCAGAACCGCUUCUCCAGAGCCCGGGUUACCCUGCUGGCACACGGGCUUCUGCUUCUGCUAUACUUUGCCCCCGGCUUUGUUUUCACCCUGGAGCUCUCUCUGCUCCAGAGAAAUGACAUAAGUCAAGAUGUUCAAGUGUGGAUCAGCACAGUAAAUAUGUGUGUUUUAAUGUUGCUGCCCAGAGCCUUCGCUCCAUACCUCUAUGGACUGAGGUACAGGGAAAUAUCUGAAACUGUCAUGCAGCUGCUGUAUCGAAACAGCAGGUCUGGACAGUCCACCGUAUCAUGAAUGUUUCACCAGAAAUGUCAGUAAAAAUUAAUUCUCUGUGUCAUUACUUUAACUGCAGGUAUUUAAUGGAUGGUACAAAAAGCUGCUCAAAACAAAAAAAAAACAAACUCUGAUCACAAAGAUCUCUAACACUGCCUUCGUCCAAUGACUUCUAGAAUUGGCUCCAAUGCCCCCUUGGCCCUGGGGGAUUAGGAAGGAGAGGAUGAGUGGAUGGAGUGGGAUAACAAAAACAAAAGUAACCCAAUCAUUGAAACCUUUCUGGGAUAUGGCUUGUUAUCAAAAUUAUUUGUGAAAUAAUCAUUUUCAGUUGCUUCUACGCUAAUGGGUUACCACAAUAAAUCCUCCUCAUGUUAGAAGUGUUUACUAUUAAAAACCUCUAUAUUUAACACAUUAGCACACAGCUGGAAUCACACCUUCACUUUUGCAGAUGAAAAACAAAUCCCUAUCAGGCAAAUUCUGGUCUUUCAUAUUAGUUUUCUAGCAGUAAGAAAAAGCAGACAACAUGUAAAGGAGUGACGCUAACAU
This is a messenger RNA of Cynoglossus semilaevis (tongue sole), 1720 nucleotides long. Its product is annotated as probable G-protein coupled receptor 148. Bases 242 to 1195 code for a protein of 317 amino acids. Gene Ontology annotation, cellular component: membrane. The transcript has a single exon. The record is from RefSeq and is a predicted model, not a curated record. Gene Ontology annotation, biological process: G protein-coupled receptor signaling pathway; detection of chemical stimulus involved in sensory perception of smell. Lineage: Eukaryota; Metazoa; Chordata; Actinopteri; Pleuronectiformes; Cynoglossidae. Gene Ontology annotation, molecular function: odorant binding; olfactory receptor activity; G protein-coupled receptor activity.